This is a messenger RNA of Ceratitis capitata (Mediterranean fruit fly), 2435 nucleotides long. RefSeq names its product scaffold protein salvador (gene sav). Gene Ontology annotation, molecular function: molecular adaptor activity; protein binding. The transcript has 2 exons. The record is from RefSeq and is a predicted model, not a curated record. Gene Ontology annotation, biological process: hippo signaling; regulation of cell population proliferation; apoptotic process. Bases 278 to 2041 code for a protein of 587 amino acids. Lineage: Eukaryota; Metazoa; Arthropoda; Insecta; Diptera; Tephritidae.
AAUUUGACAUUUUGUACUUGUAAAUUUGUUCCGGUUGUUUAUUUCUUUAACUUUGCAUAAAUCCUUUAUUUGUUUGUGUUAUUAGUGAGUAAGCAUAGAAACAAAAAAACAGCUUGUAAAAGAACAUAAUCUUAUAGAGCGCAUGGAAAUAACACUAAAUAGCUUUAUACUAUCGCAACAGCUAAUUUAAUAUUUGCAUGGCGAAAACUGAAAAAUUCAUUUUCAAUAUGAUUAUUCCGAUUUUCGGUAGCUAUUUAUGGACUGCAUUGCAGAUUGAAUGAACUACUUAGUUUUGCUCUGCAAUCGUAAACCGACAAUGUUGUCGAGACGCAGCAAAGAAAAGGCCAACGCUCAUAAGGAAGGUGUGGUUGGUAAGUAUGUAAAAAAGGAGACACCACCCGAAAUCCCGGUGAUAAAUGUAUGGACUUUCGAUGAGCAGCGUUCAAAACAUAAUAAGAAAUCACUACAGCGUUGUGCAAGUACAUCACCCAGCUGUGAGUUUACUGGACGAAGCUCUGGUAAUUCCAGUCGGAAUACAUACUCGUGCGGUAACGACUCACAGUUUAAUUCCCAACCGGAUUACUAUCAUGCCAGGCGGGCACAAUCUCAAUUACCACCUACAACAACGACUAUGCGGUCAGUGUCACAGACCCAUCAGCAACAACGUUAUGGUGCAACCGGUUUUUAUCCACCACCAAAUUCAGUAGCCUCAACCACACAGCAUCCACACUUUUAUUCAAGCAAUAAUUUGGACGUAGCAAGCAAUGGACAUAGUCACAGUGUUGCCACUAAAACUAAUAGCAAUAGUAGCAACAGUAACUACGUAAACAUUGAACAGAUCGAUCGAAUGCGACGGCAGCAAUCCUCACCUCUAUUGCAGCCACCGAAUACAGCAUACGAGAACUUUCAUCGGAGGCAUUCUGCAAACCAAAAGCAUAGCAACUCUUAUGACGGACGUAUACGCGGCUUUGCAAGCACCGACACAAAUGCAACGUCGAUUGUUGAUGGUAUAGAUUCCUAUAACAAUAUUCUACAGAUACCACGCGGUACUACGCCAACACCACAACAACUUUAUCCGAACAAUGCCAGUUAUAGUACCGGCACCGAUUCAUAUCCGAUCUACGAAAAUCCUUUCAGAGUGUCUUCAAAUACUUCGGGUAGUGUACUUAACAACAGUAGCCAUACUACAAUGAAUAAUUUUGAUAGUCGCUCCACUCCAUCAACGGCAGACGUGCGUUCUGAGUCACCCAUUUACAGUAAUACCACUUUGGCUGUAUCUAACAACAACUUGCAUUCUUCAUAUGAUCUAACAGCCGGUACAGCAGUUGCAAAUUCAGUUCAGUCACUGUACCAUACGCCGUCAAGGCAACUACACUCUCAAUCAGUCGCUAAAACAAACAGUACAACAAAUGUUUUGCAAAAGGUGCCAUCACAACAAUCUAUAGAGGAAGAGCUACCACUGCCACCCGGCUGGGCGAUGCAAUACACUCUUCAUGGGCGCAAGUAUUAUAUAGACCAUCACACGCAUACAACACAUUGGUCUCAUCCCUUGGAGCGGGAAGGGUUACCGGUAGGCUGGCGACGUGUUGUUUCGAAAAUUCACGGUACCUACUACGAAAACCAAUACACAGGGCAAUGCCAACGGCAGCAUCCCUGUCUUACCUCAUAUUAUGUAUAUACAACAUCUGCCGAACCACCGAAGGCCAUAUGCCCCGAAAUGCCAGUUCCUUAUACACCACCAGUGCACACACAUAACGCUCUAGUGCCGGCCAAUCCGUAUUUGUUGGAGGAGAUACCAAAAUGGCUGGUGGUCUAUUCGAAUGCUGAUUCAUCGAAAGACCAUAUGCUACAAUUUAAUAUGUUUAGUUUGCAAGAUUUGGAGUGCUUCGAUGGUAUGUUGGUGCGCCUGUUUAAGCAAGAACUUGGCACUAUUGUUGGAUUCUACGAACGUUAUAGACGUGCUUUGAUUUUGGAAAAAAAUCGGCGUGCCGAGCAGGAGCGCUAUUUGCAAGAGUUACAUGCGCAAGGCACACACCAAUAGCACUUGAAAAGAUGCAGCUUUUAAAUUAUUUAUUAUAUUUACCAUCUGAAUGGUGGUAGUGUAUAAUAAAGUACAUACAUACACAUAUUCAAUUCUAUUUUUCUAUUCGACAGCUAUAGGAAUAAAAAAUGAUCUUAUAAUGCUAGGCAUAACUAGACUGUUUUGUUCUGUAGAACUGCUUACUGUUUUCGUAAUAUCAAAUAUUUGUUAAAUUUAAGUGAAAUUCUUGUGUUACUGAUUUUAAUUAAUAUAUAAAAAUAUUAUUUAUUUUUUACCAAUGAUUAUGUUCUAUAAAACGUUUUUUGUGAUUUGUUCUUCUAUCAUUUUUGUUUAAGUAUACUCACAUGUUUUCUUUUUAACUUGUAUGACUUGCAAAUAAAUAAAUAUACUUACU